Molecule: messenger RNA, 2118 nt
Organism: Pseudomassariella vexata
Lineage: Eukaryota; Fungi; Ascomycota; Sordariomycetes; Amphisphaeriales; Pseudomassariaceae
Exons: 4
Coding region: 7-2118 (703 amino acids)
Biological process (GO): protein phosphorylation
Molecular function (GO): protein kinase activity
Source: RefSeq, a predicted model, not a curated record
CCCGUGAUGGAUCAAGCUAAAUCUGAGAUUAUCCAAGCUCAUCCUAUCGGCAAGCAUCUGGAUGCAUUCUGCACGUUGUUUGAUUCCCAACACACCCUCUAUACACUCAGCGAUGAAGAUCUCCAGAACCUAACUAUCGAUGUUAUCUUGGCUUUGCAAGGCCUUAGGGCGUCCCGUCUGCUUCCUUCGAGCAGGAAUGGCAAGAAUCUAUUUGACGAUCUAUCACGACUUAAUUCCGCUGUUAAUUCCGACAGUUUUGACUUGACCUACAUCAAACCCCUCUUGACUGCAAUCCUUGCCAUCUACAAUUCUAUCACCGAAUCCACUCCGCCUUCCCGGCUGGUCGCAUCCUCCAUCCAAUAUGAACUCGGCGCCAUGUACGUCGGCGUUCCUAGAUUCUACGAAGCAUUUUUCGGAGGUGUGGCAGAGCUCGAGACAGCAUCCGAGGCCAUCUUCAAGAAGUGUACUGCGGGAACCAGUCCACUUUUCCAGGAAGGAUGGACUGGGUGGCCAGGAGAUGCAAAUGAGACGAGUGUCCUAAGCUGGUUGGCAGACUUUAGCGAGAAACUGGUUACAUUAGCAGAGGAUCACAGGUCGACCUCGACACGAAGACCAUUAGCACAACCUCACAAGUCGAUCGAGGGUUCGACCGUAGAGCGCAAGUUAGACGUCGGCUUCGUGAAUAAUUCCAAGGCGGGAAAAGAUACAAGGUGCAAAUGGUCACAGAUUCUCAUCCCUGGGGAACUCAAGAGCAACCCCUCGGCCGACAUAGCUCCAAAAGCAUGGCUCGACAUUGGGAGACACGCAAAAGAAGUGCUUGCCGCCCAAGAUACGCGUCGAUUUAUUCUGGGCUGUACACUCUGCGGAUCUCUUAUGCGAUUUGUGUCUACGAUCCUUGGCUUCCUCUGGAUGAACGAGGAGGAGCUUGGGUUCGACCCGACAAUCAAAGCAGCAGAUGACCAGCGCUUCAUCUUGAUUGAACGGAACAACCGGAAAGAACGUCUUAUAAUUGAUGAACUGAUAAUACGACCGCGGUGCAUAGCAGGUCGAGCAACGACAUGUUGGAAAGCCCAUCUCGAGGAAGAUCCCCGGAUACCUCUUGUUAUCAAGGACUCGUGGCAAUAUAUAGAACGAGAUGAGGAAGGCGACUUGCUCCGUGAGGCAACAGACAAGGGUGUAAUAAACAUGGCGCGGUACUAUCAUCACGAGACAGUUCGAGUGUACGAUAUGGAUGAUGACAUUCAGAGCAGUGUUCGGAAGGGAAUAGACAUCACGAGCGCGAAAAACUACCAACCGGAACGCUCGAUGCCAUCGUUAAAAAAUAGCACAGGUGACAGCAGUGAUACCAGCCGGAAGCGCCCAUUCAGCCAAACCAACGCCCCUCUACCACCCAGCAAGCGAUCUUGUUCAGCAUCUCUGACCAAGUUCAGUCUCCAUACGCUCCCAAAUCGGGUACGUCGCCGCGUCAUUCUUCGUGACCAUGGCAAACCCAUCUACCAGGCAAGCUCCCGAGCAGCUUUGCUUGCGGCGCUGGAGGGCUGUAUUAAAGGACAUGAGUCCCUUCAGCAGGCUGGCUUCCUUCACAGAGACAUUUCAAUCAACAAUCUUAUGAUCAACGAAGAAGAGGAAACCCAUUCUUGGCCUUCGUUCUUAAUCGAUCUGGACCUUGCGAUCAAAGUACAGCGAGAUAGCGUCUCAGGAGCACGGGGCAUGACUGGCACGAGGGCGUUUAUGGCCAUUGGGAAACUUAUAGGCGAGCAGAACUCCUACAUGCAUGAUCUCGAGUCGUUCUUCUGGGUUCUCUUCUGGAUAUUCAUCCACUACGAUGGGCCACAUAAGAGCAGAGUUAAUGACCGGUUUGAGAAGUGGCAUUACGUGGAUACGGAGGAGCUUGCUGGGAUAAAAUUUGGCGUCGUCGCCUCCGAGAAUAUUUUCCGGAAGACCGCCACAAAAUUCUUUACUGAGUACUAUGCACCACUGAUCCCCUGGGUUAAUAGGCUAAGAAGGACGGUAUUUCCGAACGGCGAGGGGUGGACUAAGGCGAACCCAGAAAUAUACAGUUCGAUGAAGGAAAUCCUUCGCGAAGCUCAAAAGGAUCCAGAAGUGGUGGGCGUGUAG